Caenorhabditis elegans is the source of this 162-nucleotide messenger RNA. RefSeq names its product Stress-associated endoplasmic reticulum protein (gene Y116A8C.470). NCBI's taxonomy places the organism in Eukaryota, Metazoa, Nematoda, Chromadorea, Rhabditida, Rhabditidae. The record is from RefSeq and is marked reviewed. The coding region runs from base 1 to 162 and encodes 53 amino acids. The transcript has a single exon.
AUGGCACACGUCAAGCCAAACAAAACAACAACAACUCGUCGGGCAAAAUCAAUGACAACUCGCCACCAAAUUGAAUCGACAACCCAAACGUCUCCCUCUUCACAGCUUGGAUUUUUGGCUGGAUUGGCUCUCUGUGUGCUUUCUGCUUUGAACUUUUUCUAG